This is a messenger RNA of Dipodomys ordii (Ord's kangaroo rat), 3817 nucleotides long. It is a transcript of the gene Ppp4r4, whose product is annotated as protein phosphatase 4, regulatory subunit 4. The coding region runs from base 1 to 2817 and encodes 938 amino acids. The record is from RefSeq and is a predicted model, not a curated record. Gene Ontology annotation, molecular function: protein phosphatase regulator activity. NCBI's taxonomy places the organism in Eukaryota, Metazoa, Chordata, Mammalia, Rodentia, Heteromyidae. The transcript has 27 exons. Gene Ontology annotation, cellular component: protein serine/threonine phosphatase complex; cytosol.
AUGGCCGGAGGUGGAGAGCGUACCUCCCAGAAGGCCAUGCUGGCUGUCUUCUUGCCCAGGAUCAAGUGUGCUUUGUGGGCUGUCCUUGGCAGUGAAAAUGGGCCGUAUAAAUUAUCCAUUGAAAUAAUAGAGGCUGUUGCUAGCUGCCAGGAGGUCUCUGAUGGUACAGAUGACGGACGUCUGUGUAGGAAAACUCCAUCUGCCACUGCUGUCCAGAGCAACCUGGGCUUGGGUAUCGCCCCCGUGCCGCUCACUGUUCUGAAGAGGGCAGAUUCUCCAUUCUCUGAGAAGUGUGGAGGCUUUGAGGAGGGGGCCACGCAGAAGGAGACACCAGAAGAAAUAGAAAGAUUGACAGUUGAUGAAGACCUCAGUGAUAUUGAAAGGGCUGUUUAUCUGCUCAGUGCUGGUCAAGAUAUCCAAGGAACAAGUGUGAUUGCAAAUCUUCCAGUUUUGAUGAGACAGAAUCCCACUGAAACACUUCGGAGAGUCUUGCCAAAAGUCAGAGAGGUCCUGCAUGUUGCCAGCGUGGAAAUGCAAUUAACUGCUGCGGUGUCAUUCCUGACCAUCCUGCAGGAAGAAUCAGUGCCAGUCCACACCUAUGCCCACUCUUUCCUGCAGAUCAUUCUCCUGCACCUGGAACACAGAGAUACCGGUGUCAGCAACGCAUGGCUGGAAACUCUUCUGUCUGUGAUAGAGGUGUUGCCCAAGGAAACUCUACGGCAUGAGAUUUUGAAUCCACUUGUCUCCAAGGCACAGCUUUCCCAAACUAUCCAGUCUCGUUUAGUUAGUUGCAAAAUCUUGGGAAAGCUCAGCAACAAAUUUGAUAUCAAUACUAUUAAAAGAGAAAUACUUCCCCUGGUAAAAUCACUCUGUCAAGAUGUAGAAUAUGAAGUUCGAUCUUGUAUGUGUCGGCAACUAGAAACCAUAGCUCAAGGCAUUGGGACAGAACUUACAAAAAGUGUGGUGCUCCCUGAAUUAAUAGAGCUGUCUAGGGAUGAAGGCAGCAGUGUACGACUUGCAGCUUUUGAAACUUUGGUUAAUCUGCUUGACAUAUUUGAUACAGAUGACAGAAGUCAAACUAUACUUCCUUUAGUGAAAUCAUUUUGUGAAAAGUCUUUCAAAGCGGAUGAAUCCAUUCUUGUUUCUUUAUCUUUCUACUUAGGAAAACUAUGCCAUGGACUAUACGGAACUUUUACUCCAGAUCAACACCUGAGAUUUUUGGAGUUUUAUAAGAAACUUUGUACAUUGGGUUUACAACAAGAAAAUGGACACAAUGAAAGCCAGGUUCCACCCCAAAUCCUAGAGCAGGAGAAGAAGUACACUUCAGUACGAAAGAACUGUGCUUAUAACUUACCGGCCAUGAUUGUUUUUGUUGAUCCUAAAAACUUCCACAUGGAACUCUAUUCUACAUUCUUCUGCCUUUGUCAUGACCCUGAAGUACCAGUCAGAUACACUAUUGCUAUUUGCUUUUAUGAAGUGUCUAAACUUUUGAAUUCUGGAGUAUAUCUAAUACACAAAGAGCUGAUAACAUUAUUACAAGAUGAAUCACUGGAGGUUCUAGAUGCUCUGAUAGAUCAUCUUCCAGAAAUCUUGGAGCUCAUGUCCACUGUUGGAGAAAACAGUGUGCAAGAGAAUAAGUUGACCUCCCUUCCUGACCUGAUUCCAGCUCUCACCGCUGCCGAGCAGCGGGCGGCAGCCUCUCUGAAGUGGAGAACUCACGAGAAGCUGCUGCAGAAGUAUGCCUGUCUGCCACAUGUCAUAUCGAGUGAUCAGAUCUAUUACCGAUUCCUACAAAGAAUGUUCACCAUCAUGAUGACCAAUAAUGUCUUACCUGUCCAGAAAGCAGCUUCACGAACUCUGUGCAUUUUUCUACGGUAUAAUCGUAAACAAGAUCAGAGACAUGAAGUCAUUCAAAAACUAAUUGAACAAUUGGGCCAAGGAAAAAGUUAUUGGAAUAGACUCCGCUUUUUGGAUACCUGUGAAUUUAUCAUAGAAAUCUUUUCCAAGUCAUUUUUCUGUAAAUAUUUUUUUCUACCUGCUAUUGAACUGACACACGACCCAGUAGCAAAUGUGAGAAUGAAACUUUGCUACCUGUUGCCCAAAGUGAAAUCAACUCUGAAGAUUCCUGCAGACAAGCAUCUUCUUCAGCAGUUAGAAAUGUGCGUGAGAAAACUCCUGUGUCAAGAAAAAGAUAAAGAUGUUCUGGCCAUUGUAAAGAGAACUGUGUUAGAGUUGGACAGAAUGGAAAUGUCUAUGGAUGCUUUUCAGAAAAAAUUUUAUGAAAAAGAUUUGUUGGAUCAAGAGAAAGAAAGAGAAGAGCUACUUCUUUUGGAGAUGGAGCAGUUAGAGAAGGAGAAACAACAGAAUGACGGGAGGUCCUCUAAUGAUAAAAUCUUUGAGAAGAAACGCAGAGACACUAAGACACAAAGUCUGCCCAAGGCCCUCCCUGUUUCUGUUCCUGGACCAUCUUCUAACACCCCAUCAACAAGCAAAGAAAUCAAGAAAUCCAAAUUGAUUCGAAGCCAGUCUUUCAAUAAUCAAGGCUUUCAUGCAAAAUAUGGCAACUUAGAGAAGUGUGUUAAUAAAAGCUCCCCAGCAGCUUACGUCCCUCCUGUCUCUGUGCUGCCGAAGACCAGCGUGAUCUCACUACCUGAUGACUCCUUCCGGACUCGAAGUGCCAGUAGUGCCCCACCUUCUUUUUCUCCUAAUCCCCAAUUACCAAGUACCUCCCGGGGGACAGGUAGCGCUGAUGCAAAGAGUGGUGGAAGUAAGGAUGUGCAACCUCGGAAGGCCACCUUAAAGUCCAGGAAAUCUUAACUCAGCUUCUUGAUGGAGGAGGCAAAGGGACCACUGGAGGUGAUAGGAUUGAUGGACAAAGCCAAAGCAAUGGAUGGACUUUCCUAAUUUUUUUCUUUUUUAAAAAAAGAAUGAGAAAAGAGACAUAAUGGCAGCCGAUAUUAAACUUACCAAAUUUGGAAUUAGAUUCCCUAGCAGGUAUGAAUUAUGUUUCUUAACCAAUAAUGUGGUAACAGAAUUCCAGUGUUACGGUGCAGUGUAACAGAAAACAGCUUGGGGUAUGUGUGUGGACACAAACUUGCCUUUGUGCAGGAAAUGAGCUGUUUUGUUGUUCUAGGGUUUAGCAGUUAGAGAUGGCAUGAGAGUCCAAAUCAGCUGAAAUUGCCCUCACUGGGUGUGAGGGGAGGUAAGGAAGAUUCUGCCUUUCUCACGGCUCUUGGAGCCCAGUGGGACAGUCACACUGAGCAGAUUCUGCAGUCUUCUCACUCAUGUGAUUGCAGUGGCCGGGUGUGACAUGCGGACAUCCCACAUUUAGAUUUGGCAGUAAAAAUCUUGCAAAGAGUUCCAAGAAGUUUGAGCUACAAAUACCUAAAAAUAAUAGAUUGAUGAUUUUCUUUGUUUCCCGCAACAAUUUCUUUUAUAAAUACUCCAUCUACGCUUUAGGUUGUAUUUGUCCUUACUAAAAUAAAAGUGAUAAAUCUAGUCGGAAUCAGCUGUUAUUGCAAGCUAUCAUGCUUAAGCUAUGUUGACAGCAUUUGUACUGAUGCUACCUUUUCCAUCAAAAUUUGCCUGUGGAACAAAUACAGUUGUUAAUUUAAAAUGUCAGUUCUUGAGAUAUACUGUAUGAAGCUAUUGUCAGCUUCUCUAUUUCAAAAUGCAAUCAGCAUAUAACUAUAUUAAUAUUAGGAAAUAUUUGUUUUUUAAAAUAUAUUGAUGUACGAUAAAGAUGAUCUGACUUGUGAAUGCAUAUGCGUGUGUGGUCACUUUUUAUAAUGUGAAAUGGAUAAUGAAUUUACACAAA